Toxorhynchites rutilus septentrionalis is the source of this 584-nucleotide messenger RNA. RefSeq lists its product as uncharacterized. The record is from RefSeq and is a predicted model, not a curated record. The coding region runs from base 119 to 541 and encodes 140 amino acids. The transcript has 4 exons. NCBI's taxonomy places the organism in Eukaryota, Metazoa, Arthropoda, Insecta, Diptera, Culicidae.
AUAAAAACCAUCACCGAUCGGUAUUGAUCAGUUUAGUUGCACAAGAAAAUCGACCGUUCAAACCUCGUCGCAGUAAUUCGGAGUUAAUUUCUCUCAGCAUCCAGUAACAUUAAGCAGAAUGACUAAGUUGUUGAUAUUGACGAUUUUCGCUAUCCUGACAGUGACGUCGGCUGGUUCAUCGGGAGGCCCUAGCGGAAGUCAUGGUAAAAGUCCCUACGUAAAGAAUGAAGGUGGAGGUGGCCAUGGACAACAAGGUUUUGGGCAAGGAGGUCAUGGUCAAUCCGGAUUUGGAGGAGGACAUGGUCAAUCCGGAUUUGGAGGAGGUAAUGGUCAAGGAGGAGGACAUGGACAGUCUGGCUUCGGAGGAGGACACGGGCAGUCUGGUACCGGAGGAGGACACGGCCAGUCCGGUUUCGGAGGAGGACACGGUCAACACGGUGGGGGUCAUGGUUUUACUCAAGGUCAACAAGGACAUGGCGCCGGUGGACAGGGACAUGGACACGGGCAUGACCAUGGUGGUUACAAGAAACAUGGAUACUAGAAAUAUGACUUAAUAAAUUUUGUAGACGAUAUGCACACUGUUA